This is a messenger RNA of Electrophorus electricus (electric eel), 2079 nucleotides long. RefSeq names its product poly(A) binding protein, cytoplasmic 1-like (gene pabpc1l). The record is from RefSeq and is a predicted model, not a curated record. NCBI's taxonomy places the organism in Eukaryota, Metazoa, Chordata, Actinopteri, Gymnotiformes, Gymnotidae. Gene Ontology annotation, molecular function: RNA binding.
AUGAGCAACAGCGGGCCGGCGUACCCUCUGGCGUCACUCUACGUGGGCGAUCUGCACCCUGACGUCACGGAGGCCAUGCUCUACCAGAAGUUCUCACCUGCUGGACCGAUCAUGUCUAUUCGUGUGUGCCGAGACAUCAUCACCCGCAGGUCCCUCGGCUAUGCUUACAUCAACUUCCAGCAGCCUGCCGACGCGGAAUGUGCACUGGACACGAUGAACUAUGAGGUCAUAAAGGGUCGUCCAAUCAGGAUCAUGUGGUCACAGCGAGACCCUUGUCUGAGAAAGUCUGGAGUAGGGAACAUCUUUAUCAAGAACAUGGACGAGUCCAUUGACAACAAGGCGCUUUAUGACACUUUUUCUGCCUUUGGAAACAUUCUUUCAUGUAAGGUAGUAUGUGAUGAGAAUGGCUCGAAAGGCUAUGGGUUUGUGCACUUUGAGACGCAGGAGGCAGCUAACCGAGCCAUUGAAACCAUGAACGGCAUGCUCCUCAACGAUCGCAAAGUCUUUGUUGGCCAUUUUAAAUCUCGCAAAGAGCGAGAGGCAGAAUUUGGCGCCAAGGCCAUGGAGUUUACCAACGUUUACAUCAAGAACUUUGGGGAGGACUUGGAUAAUGAGAAACUGCGGGGUAUCUUCUCGGAAUACGGGAAGACGUUGAGCGUGCGAGUGAUGACGGAUGACAAGGGGCAUUCCCGUGGCUUCGGCUUUGUGAACUUUGAAAACCACGAGGAUGCGCAGAAAGCUGUAGUGGAGAUGAAUGGACGGGAGCUGAACGGCAGGAUUCUGUACGUGGGCAGGGCUCAGAAGAGGGUGGAGCGGCAGUCAGAACUCAAGCGCAAGUUUGAGCAGAUCAAGCAGGAGCGCCUGAACCGCUACCAGGGUGUGAAUCUAUAUGUAAAGAAUCUAGACGACGGCAUUGAUGAUGACAAGCUAAGGAAAGAGUUUGCUCCAUAUGGAACCAUAACCAGCGCUAAGGUGAUGACGGACGGAGGUCACAGUAAGGGUUUUGGCUUCGUGUGCUUCUCCUCUCCCGAGGAGGCCACCAAAGCGGUGACGGAGAUGAACGGGCGUAUCGUCAGCACCAAGCCGCUGUACGUGGCCCUGGCGCAGCGGAAGGAAGAGCGCAAGGCUAUGCUCACCAGCCAGUACAUGCAGAGGCUGGCCAGCGUCCGCACCGUCCACGGCCCUGCCUUGCCUGCCUACCCGCACAACUCUGGUUACUACAUGCCCUCCAUGCCACAGCCUCAGGGACGCGCCUUCUACAACACCGUGCCAAACCUGCGACCUCCGCCACGUUUUGCAGUACAAGCUCCCAGACCCCAGGCUCCGUACUCCGCUCAUAUAGUGAGGUCGGCGAUGCCACGCAGGGCCUCCACCCCCAUCAGCACUGUGCGUCAGGCCUCCACCCAGGCUCCGGGCAUCAUCACCACCCAGAGAAUGGCACACAUUGGGACGCAAACAGCAGGUGGGCGAACGGUGGGAGGGGCUAUGAUGAGAGGAGCCAAUCAGUACAAAUACUCGACUGGUGUCCGGAACGUGCAGCAGGUGAUCAGCAUACCAGCCGCCGUCGCACAGCAGAUGGUGCCUGCUCCAGUUAUUGAGCCUGCAGUUCACAUUAAAGGUCAGGAGCCCCUCACACCGUCUAUGCUUGCUGCUGCACCCCUUUUGGAGCAGAAACAACUUCUGGGUGAGCGCCUCUAUCCACUGAUCCAGGCCCUUCAUCCUAAUCUCGCUGGGAAGAUCACGGGCAUGUUGCUGGAGAUUGACAACUCUGAACUGCUGCACAUGCUGGAGUCCCCGGAGUCCCUGCACGCUAAGGUUGAGGAGGCAGUGGCUGUUCUCCAGGCUCACCAAGCCAAAGAAACGUCACCUAAGAAAUGAAGAGGCCUUCAGGCAGGCAGGAGAUCCGUGGGUUUGCCAAAGGGGAGAGACUGGGUGGGGAAGGAAAGGGGAGUAGAUUAUGAUGGUGGAAGAGCACUUUAAAAUCAGUGGUACUUUAUUGAAAUAGCUCAAUUGUUGUUCACAGUGUUAUGUUUUGCUUUUGUUUAUAAAAAAUUAUAAAAAGGAAAAAAACCGAGAGGG